AUGGACGGCCAGCGACAGCAACAAUACAUUCCCGUUCCCCCGCCUUCUUCAACUCAACCUUCUCAGCCGCAUAUAUUGCUGCCUCCGCCGCCGCCACGAUACCCUCUGCCACAGCCUCAGGGUUUGAUGCUCCCGCCCCCCCCCGGACCACCUCCGGGGGCAACAUAUGGCCCCUCUAAGAUAGCGAACCCCCAGAUACAACACCAAGCCAAUCUCCAAUGGGCGCCAAAUUGGGCACCACGGCAAAUGCUAUCCCAGGGUAUUCUUCCUCCCCCACCUCCUCCUCCCAUGCUCCCGGCAAACCAACAAGCCUAUGGUCGAGCUCCUCUGUCAGUUGCUGGUGAAGGCCGUACUUCUGCAACUUACGUUCCGCAAGGCGGAACGUUUGGUCCGGGGGUAGGAAUACCUGCAUUUGACUCACAUUCCCUUUCUGCAUAUGAGACUCAAGGGACUCUGGCGGGUAGCGAUCGACAACAACUGACGAUUAACCAACCAUACGAAUAUCCUAACGCAGACUCUGCAUAUAAGCGAGACGGGACCAUUCCGCCUACACCGUCAGCUCGCACUAUUCCUCCCUCUUUAGCCUCAAAUGAUGCAUCGCACGACCCGUUUUCCACGAUGACUGCGCAAAACCCACAAACCCAGCACCAAGACCAGAACGCCGAAGUGACAAAAUCACCUAGUCAUCGCCAAAGUAAUAACAACAUGUUGCUAGGUGGUAUGUCACCCAGCGAAGCUGCCGUCCAGUGGCCUCUGGAGAGGGUCUUAUUGUGGCUUGCAAUGAAUGGAUUUUCCAACGACUGGCAAGAAACUUUCAAGAGCCUCGAAAUCCAGGGGGCAGAUUUUCUUGAGCUGGGCCAUGGGUUUAAUGGCCGCCCAAACUGGGGUAAAAUGCACAAUGUUGUUUACCCUCAACUCGCGAGAGAGUGUGAAAAUAGUGGAACCAAAUGGGAUCUGACGCGAGAACGAGAGGAGGGGAAACGAAUGCGCAAGCUGAUCCGUCAAAUACAGGACGAUCCGAAUUAUGAUUCUGGAAUACCUAUUCCAAAGCAGCGUGAUUCUCAGACAUUGGCGAGUGGUGGCCCCGAAACAGCUUCGGAGUCUUCUCCCAAGUAUAUUAGUGAGCCGGUGUCCGCUGGUCCAGCUGCGAAUAGUCCCAAUUUCAAAACACUGCAGCCUGCUUACAACCAAAAGCACAACGGACAAACCCGCUCUUUCACAACCCCUAACCCUGUUAUCCAUGAUCAUGCGUCAUCAGAGCUCAAUUCCAGUGAAGGCACCUCUUGGAGUCGAUCGGAUAUUUCACGGGCUGCACUGUCCACUCUCAGUGGCGAUCAUCGGAGGCAAAGUCCUUCUGUUUCUAGUGAAAGUGGCAAUUUCCCUGCUAUUCGGCCAUAUGAAGAUAGUCCCAAAAGCGGCAGUCCAGCUAUGCAACAUGCCGCACUUGCACAUCCGGGCUUUUCAUCUACUGGUGACUUCAGAGAACAUACACGAAUGAACAGCUCAGACUCAAUUACAGGUCGCCGCUACUAUGAAAAUUAUAAGCAGGACAACGCCCGUACUUCGCCGCUGGAAACCUACAAUCGCCCGGUGGAACAUACAUCAUACUCUAAGGACCAUAGCAAUCGACUGUUUCAUUUUUUCAAAAAGAAGACGAAAAGUGGUGACUCGAGUCAUCCAUCCCCCGAGGAGCAAUUAUUGGAGUCUCCCACUAGUCCGGAGACACAGCGUCAAAACGGCUCUCUUCUUCCUUACGAUAAGCAAAAUUUCAGCAGUAGCGACAUAUCGGUAGAUCAACAUCCGCCACCUGCGUCAAAGCCUGUACCCAAAGAGAAGAAGUGGGCUUUCGUCACAGCAGAUGGAUGGAACUAUCGUCUGGUGGAUAUCACGGAUCUAGAGUUAAUAGAUCAAUUGCGUGCUGCGAUUUGCCAAAACCUUGGAAUUUCUGAUUGGGCUGGCUCCCAAAUUUUCCUGAGCGAUCCCGGUCAAGUUGAACACGACGAGCCUUUGAAUGACACGUCUUUGUUUAUCCAUCGAAAGGCGAAGUCAGAUUCGACUCGGACUCUCAUACUUUACGUUCGAGGGCCACACUUAUCCUCUGGCACGACCAACUCUCCACACUGCACAGGACUUGGGGUUUCAGUUCCAGACAAGGGGACAGCCUCACCAACAACCGUACAGCACCAGUUGCAUAGAAAACCACUUGACGAUGAAGCUCUCAGUAGGCUCUCGCCGCAUAAUCCAGCCAAACCUACCUCUCCCCAGCUCCCCUCCCGGACACAGCAGCUGAGACCUCCUUCGUCUAGGCUUCCAGCCUACGACAUAGCACAAGGAGCACUAGGUUCUUCUCCGGUAGAUAGUGGCCAGGACUCCAGAUAUGCUACUAAUCUAGAAAAGGCAGAGUUCAUGGCCCAGCAACAGGAUGGGAAACGCGAGGCGGAGCAAAAACAGAAGGCUACCCGUUUCUCAACAGUCCCGCCUGCACCGCACCCGAGGAAGGAUAUUUAUGGUGAAACUGGUUAUAGGCGUAGAGAACUCAUUGAUUUCGACUCACCCCGUAGAUCGCCUUAUGAAGACAAGAAAGUUGAGCCUCUCGUACCUCAGCGCAAGCCACCUACUGCUCCUCCUGAGUCAAAUACACUCACCAAAAUCAAUUCUCUUCGGAGGACCGAUCGCCCGGUGCUUCAUGGGCAUGGAGCCACGGCUGGUACGGACAGAACCAGCGUCGUGGGAAGCCAAUCGCCAUCGGCCCAGGUAGGGCCAGGACUAAACAGUCUUGGAGGUAACUCCAGUACUACAACACCAGAUGAACCAAAGAGCGCAUCGCGAUUCUCUGUGGAGUCGAAUGGCCAAAGUACUCCAACUUCUCACACCAAUCAGUACCUUGCUAAAUCUGGUGUUGCGUCUCCUGAGCGGUCCAGGCCUAGUGCGCAGUCACGCAAAUCUUAUGGACCUGAAUUUGAUUUUGAGGAGACUGAGGUCUCCUUCCAACGCUCGCCUGAAGUCACCUUCCUACGCUCGCCUGAGCCCCAAGAAGACUCAGAUGAUGAUUCUGACGAUGGCCUUUUCGCAAUCCCACUGGCCAAUAAGACACCAGUAAAGGAGAAAGGACCUAUGAUUGGGAGCCCAGAAGCGCAGAAGAGGUCCGAGAAACCAUCCCUUACAUUGAACACCGAAACCAGGUUAAAGAAAGAACUAUCCGUGAGGUUUAGGUCACCUAGUACUAGCCACGAGAACUUCAAUCCUUCUAGUUGUAACAAAGGCAGUGGGAAGGGAACAUCGCCCGACAUAGCCGAUUCGUCGGAGGAAAAGAAACCACCACCUCGAAGGGAUUCAUUUGUACGAGGGAACAAUUGGGCAAGCAGACCUCCUGUCGAAGGAGUCAUCGAAUACUUGGAUGAAUUCUUCCCUAACAUUGACCUUGAUGCUCCUUACCUUGAUGGACAAGGCGGGUCACCACCGUCAUCACCUGCCAGCAGAGCUCCACCAGAGAAUGACACGAUCCAAAGAGAAAGACAAGAUAGCCAAUCUUUUCCUUCACCGCUCCCUGCCAAUGCCGACAAUAGUACUCUGGGCUCUAGCGAGCCGACUCUGAAAGCACAUGAUCCCGGAAUUAUUGCUCGGCGUAACAUCAAUCGUUCUGGGGGCCUUACCCGAGGGAAGUCGAUUCGAGAGGUUGCGAGAGGUGCCAACCAAGCCAGUAGGAACCGAAGUGUCCACUCGUCCACUAGCAACCCAAAAUCUGGUGAUAUUUUGCGACGUAAGAGCACGAAAAUGUUCGGAGCCAAGAUCAUGCAGAUCAGCCCGAAGCCUGGCAGCCGUCUCAGCCAGCUUGAUCCUAUUCCUCAAAACAAUGUCGCUCCGGGCAAUCUACCCCAGAGACAACCAACAUUCCGCAUCAUUAGGGGUCAACUUAUUGGCAAAGGGACCUACGGUAGAGUGUACCUGGGCAUGAAUGCUGAUAAUGGUGAGGUCUUGGCGGUCAAGCAGGUAGAGGUUAAUCCCAGAAUUGCAGGUCAAGACAAAGAUCGGAUCAAGGAGAUGGUGGCAGCUAUGGAUCAAGAAAUUGACACCAUGCAACACCUCGAGCAUCCGAAUAUAGUGCAAUAUCUCGGAUGUGAACGAGGGGAGUUCUCGAUUUCCAUAUAUCUCGAGUAUAUCUCUGGUGGCUCCAUCGGUAGCUGUCUGCGCAAGCAUGGCAAAUUUGAGGAAAGUGUGGUGAAGUCUCUCACGCGGCAGACCUUAGGCGGGCUAGCGUAUCUCCACAACCAGGGAAUCUUACAUCGUGAUCUGAAAGCAGACAACAUUCUCCUGGAUCUCGAUGGGACCUGCAAGAUCUCCGACUUUGGCAUUUCCAAAAAGACCGACAAUAUCUACGGAAACGAUUCGACCAACUCUAUGCAGGGAUCUGUAUUUUGGAUGGCGCCAGAGGUCAUUCACUCUCAGGGCCAAGGGUACAGUGCCAAGGUGGAUAUUUGGUCCCUGGGGUGUGUGGUACUGGAGAUGUUUGCCGGUCGUCGACCCUGGAGCCGAGAGGAGGCGAUUGGGGCCAUUUUCAAACUGGGAAGUCUGAGUCAAGCUCCCCCAAUCCCGGAUGACGUAUCCUUGAAUAUCAGCCCAGCAGCGCUUGCCUUCAUGUACGACUGCUUCACAGUGGAUUCAUUGGAACGACCCACAGCUGAGACACUUCUCACCCGUCAUCCUUUCUGUGAACCGGAUCCCAAGUAUAAUUUCCUAAAUACGGAACUCUAUGCCAAAAUCGGCGAAGAUUCAUAG
Aspergillus tanneri is the source of this 4776-nucleotide messenger RNA. RefSeq names its product putative MAP kinase kinase kinase (Bck1) (gene bck1). Gene Ontology annotation, molecular function: ATP binding; protein kinase activity. Gene Ontology annotation, biological process: protein phosphorylation. Lineage: Eukaryota; Fungi; Ascomycota; Eurotiomycetes; Eurotiales; Aspergillaceae. The record is from RefSeq and is a predicted model, not a curated record. The transcript is spliced from 3 exons. Bases 1 to 4776 code for a protein of 1591 amino acids.